UUGUCCAACGAACCGUCACUGGUCACAUGAUUUACUUUUUUGUGCCAACUCUUUUUAUAUACUGAUCGCUGGAUUAUUGUUUUCGUUAUUUCGUUUAGUUUAUUAAAUUUCUGUAUACUGAACCAAAAAAUGGGACAGAAGGAGAAGGAGAUUUUAGAUAGAGGAAACUGGUCUGGACGUUUGGAUUUCAUCCUAUCAUGUAUUGGAUUUUCUGUAGGUUUGGGAAAUGUAUGGCGGUUUCCGUAUCUGUGUUACAGAAAUGGCGGAGGUGCUUUCCUCAUUCCAUAUGCCAUUAUGUUGGUCAUUGCUGGAAUACCACUGUAUUUCUUUGAGUUGUCCUUUGGACAGUUUGCAUCUCAGGGGCCUAUUACUGUUUGGACAGUUAGUCCUUUUUUCAUGGGAGUUGGAUGGGCCAUGGUCUUGAUAAGCGCCAUGGUUUGUACUUACUAUAAUGUUAUCAUUAUGUAUUCCGUUUACUACAUGAUGGUAUCAUUUGUAACCAUGGAUGGCGAUCUACCGUGGCAACACUGUGACCACGAAUGGGCAUCAGACCUCUGCAGAGAAAAACCAUAUCCAAAGUUCGAUAGUAUGACAAAUGAAACAGAUAAAAUAAAAUCGGCAAUGGAAUUGAAGGAUACGAGCUGUUUAACCGGUUUGCUAGCAAACUUGUCAGCAUCAUUUUCUGUGACCUACAAUACUUAUAAUGAUCUUAAUUCGUCUAUUCUUAUCGAAAAUACGACAGCCUGUGAUAAGGAUCUGAAACUUCCAAGUGAGGAAUACUUUGAACGAUAUGUCUUACGGCUGCAUGAGGCGAAUGGAUUUGGUGACUUUGGAGGUGUUAGUUUGAAGUUGGUUAUAUGUUUACUAUUAACAUGGGUUGUUAUUUUCUUCUGCUUGAUGAAGGGCAUCAAAUCAUCUGGAAAGGUUGUGUACUUCACGGCAACUUUUCCGUACAUUGUCUUAGUCAUUUUGUUAAUCCGCGGCUUGACGUUAGAAGGAUUCGAAAAAGGAAUCGAGUUUUACAUGGUACCAGACUGGCAAAAACUUAAAGAUCCCAAGGUAUGGGGCGAUGCUGCUACACAGAUAUUUUAUUCCCUUGGUGUGGCUUUUGGAGGUUUGCUCACAAUGUCGAGCUACAAUAGGUUCAAGAACAAUACCAUCAGAGAUGCUUUCUUAGUGACCUUGAUAAACUGUUGUACUAGUGUGUUUGCUGGGUUUGCCGUGUUUUCGUUACUUGGAUUUAUGGCACAUACACUGAACAGGGAUGUGAAAGACGUUGUUGAUUCGGGCCCAGGAUUGGCGUUUAUUGCGUAUCCGGAAGGUAUUGCUAGGAUGCCUGCUGCUCCAGCAUUUUUCUCGUUCCUGUUUUUCUUCAUGAUUUUCACUUUAGGACUUGACAGUCAGUUUGCGAUGAUGGAAACUGUCAUAAGUGGUUUUAUUGAUGCGUUUCCAGUCUUUCUCAGACCAAAGAAAACACUUUUCACCUUUAUUCUCUGUGUCAUUGGAUUUUUGCUGGGUAUGCCUCAAGUUUGCAAGGGCGGAAUAUACUUAUUGACACUGAUAGAUUGGUAUUCGGGAAGUUACAACCUUAUGAUUGUCAGUUUGUGUGAACUGGUAGGGAUAUGCUAUGUUUACGGCAUAAAUAAUUUCCGACAUGAUAUUGAGAUGAUGGUUGGCAUACAGCAUCCAGCCUUUUGGAUUUACUGGUAUAUCACGUGGAUGUUUAUCACACCUGUGGCCAUCAUUUUUAUCGUGAUUAUGUCCGGUUUAAAUUAUGCUCCUGCCUACUAUGGAGAUUACGUAUUCCCUGGAUACGCUGAAGCUCUUGGUUGGUUGAUGGUAUGCUCUCCAUUAGCACUCAUUGUAUUGGGAUUCAUCGUACAAAGCAUCCGAUAUGGUUUCCCUGGAGCAUUGAAGAAGCAGCCUGAAUGGGGUCCUGCUCUUGACGAGGACCGUGAUCAAGAUCCUCGCAAACGAUAUGAUCGAAUUAACGAAUUAAGACACAGAACAAUUGCAUCAAAUGGAAAAGACAACUUGGCUUAUGUAGGAGACAAAAAAGUCAAAUAUAUUCCUACUGAUCAAAUUAGACUGUAAUUGGUGCAGUAGUCAAUCAAUCCACUUACAUAUACAUAUACAUAUACACUAACUAUGUGUCAAGUAUAGCUGUAUUUAUAAUCAAUUUUUGAAUAUAAUCAAACGGUUACGCUCAUUAAUACGCUUAGAUGACAUUUUGAAAAAAAUAUAAGAACAAUAAUUGACCAUUUACAUAAUAAUUAUUUCUCUUAAUGGUAAUAAUCUGUGAUAGGUGUAAAUAUGUUGGAAUAAGAGCCAUCAAAAUAUUUGCUUCUAUAUAUAUAAAUGUAAACGACAAUGUAAAAAGCUUAAGAAACUAUGAACAAAAGCUGAAUUUUACCAGUCUAGCAUUUCCAACAGUAUUCCGAAAGUAACAAGGUGUGGAAAAUCAAAUUGUGGUACCUGUAUUUACAUUCAAGAAGGAACAACAAUCAAAUUCAAAAAUGGAAUGACAUUCACCAGAACAUAUGAUAUUAAUUUUUCUUGCCCAGAAAUAAUAUAGGUAGUUACAUGCAAUGGCUGUAAGGAAAAUUACAUUGGACAACUAACUAUUUUAGGAAAAGAGUUACAGUACACAAGCAACAGAUCCGUCAGCCAGAAUACGCCAAAAUAUAAAUUGAGCGGGCAUAUUAGAAAGAGUGCCUAAUAUCAAACUCCACAAUUCCAUAUUUUCACAAUAUAUGAAUUUCUGCAUGCGUCAACUGAGACCAAAAGAAUAAUAAAGGAAAAGGAAUAAACAAUAAGAGAAACGUCACACAAGAACAAUCAAACGUCGUCCAUAGGAUAAUGGACGUUAUCUUUAAAUUUUGUGAUUUACAUUACGUAAUUCAGAAUAUUAAAUAUCGGCGUUUUUACAAAUUUCAAUUUUAUUUAUAUAUAUAAAAUAAAUGUGCGAGUGUGUAUAAUCUUUUUAUAACUAAAGUAAGGUAUACAACAAAACAUACGAUGAAAAGUUAGUUUUCAUGUGUAAGUAUACUGACUCGGUAGUCCGCUAAUACUAUGCAGGUAAAGCUGCUUGUAGGAGAAUUUGACAACUAUGUUUUCAUCAUUUAUAUGUCCCCCUUUGGCCACUCUGGUUUUUUUUCUUAUAAUUCGUCCCGUUUUCAAAAAUCAAUAAACACCAUGUCGUUGGAGAUAACCAUGGAAGCAGGGUUUUUCACUUAAAUUAAGUAUAUACUACAUUAGAAGUUGCUUCUGUAUAUUGAUGGCUGGUGCAAUGCACUAAUCAAUUCACCUCUACUUAUGGGCAUUUGAUGUGAUCUUUUAAAUAUAUUAUUGAAAUCUAAAAGAGGAAGGAUUUAGGACGUCCGAAGAUAUGAAAUCAAAGCAUAUAGAAAAAUAUGUAGGAGGUUAAAAUAUACUGAUUUCCAUUAUAAGAGUUCAUACGUUAUAUAAACGUAUUUCGGUAUACCUUUUAGGUAAUAAAAGAUAAAGCCACUUUGAAAAUAUGUUAUACAUUUUGUAUAUUGAUGAGCCUUGUCUAAAUAAAAGUUGGGUUUUAUCAUUAGUACUCCAAUACGAAAACAACUUUUUUCUGUAAAGUUAUUUAAAAGGUUUUCAAAAUAUUUUGUUUUAUAUGUAUGUAAAUAAUACUCUAACUUAAUGAAGAGCUAUCUAUUUUAGGCAAUAUAUCCUCUACUCUGCCAUGUGUUUAAAUAUUACAGUUAGAUUAGUUGCGAUUUAAGGUUACAUGCCGUUUUAUUAUAUUUUUUAAUGAAUUAAUUUACUGUGUUAAUUUGACCUUUUUUCAAGCAUCCAACAUUCCAAACUGGUUUAAUCUGGUUAACAAAACUGAGUAAAAUAAAUAAUUUUUCACUUGUAUUUUUUUAAGAACCGAAUACUAGUAUGUAGAUCGUUGGUCAAAUAUACAUUCAUAUUUUGACUUCUAACUUAAUUAUUUUACACAUUAUAUAUUAUACUAUAUUUUAUAUUGAAUGUUGCAAUGCAUAUUUUUAAUAAAACUAGAUCAUAUGGGUCUGAAA
Mytilus californianus (California mussel) is the source of this 4055-nucleotide messenger RNA. Its product is annotated as sodium-dependent proline transporter-like. Lineage: Eukaryota; Metazoa; Mollusca; Bivalvia; Mytilida; Mytilidae. The coding region runs from base 130 to 2094 and encodes 654 amino acids. Gene Ontology annotation, molecular function: L-proline transmembrane transporter activity. Gene Ontology annotation, biological process: sodium ion transmembrane transport. The record is from RefSeq and is a predicted model, not a curated record. Gene Ontology annotation, cellular component: membrane. The transcript is spliced from 15 exons.